AUGCUGCUAACCCGCACGAAGCGACGCCUGUGCACUGCCAGCCUGGACGCCGCCGCCGCCGGUUCGCUGCCGCUGCUCGCGAUCGUCGGCGCCCCAAACGCAGGCAAGUCGACGCUGUACAACCGGCUCGUCCGCACAGAGCUUAGCGCGCGUUCGUUCCGGCCUCGCGCGCUAGUGGCGCCUACGGCCGGCACAACCCGCGACAGGAUGGAGGGAGAGAGCGAGUGGCUGGGCUAUCGCUUCCGCGUGGUUGACACGGGCGGCAUCGAACACUUCCAAGACAAGCCUGUGUCCCUCGCCGCCCGUUCCAGAUGGCAUGCACCUCCGGCGUGUCCGCAGGUGCUGCUGCUGGUGGAUGCAAAGGCGGGCGCAGGCGCGGCGGAGGAGCGGCUCGCCUCGCUGCUGCGGCGGCUGAGGCCAGUGCACGACCCCUCUGCUGGGGCGGUGCUGCUGGCGGCAAACAAGUGCGACUCGCGCGAGGCGCGGCACGGGAUGCACGAGCUGUGGUCGCUCGGGCUCGGGGAGCCGCGCCUCCUCUCGGCGCUGCACGGCGUGGGCAGCGCCGAGCUGCUCGACGACGUCGUCGCGGCGAUGCAGAGGCGCGAGGCCGAAAGCACCGGGGACGCGGUGGGCAAGGUGGCGGUGGUCGGGCGGCCGAACGUCGGCAAGUCGUCGCUGCUCAACGCGCUACUCGGUCAGGAGCGGAUGGUAGUCAACCCCGUCGCCGGCACCACGCGCGACUCGGUGGCGUGUGAGUACGAGUGGCGCGGCGAGAAGCUGCUGCUGAUCGACACGGCGGGCAUCCGGCGCCAGGCGGCGGGCGGCGAGGAGCGCGAGGAGCUCGACCGAGCGGCGGUGGCGGCGGCGAGGGUUGCCAUCAGCCAGUGCCACGUGGCGCUCCUCCUCCUCGACGCCUACCAGGGACUCACGCGCGCCGACCUCGCCAUCGCCGGCCUCGUCACCGAGCAGCAAAAGUCGUGUGUCAUCGUCGCCAACAAGGCGGACCGGCUCGACGCGGCGGCUCGCCGCGCCUUUUCCGACAGCGUGCGCGAACGCAUGCCUUGGCUCGACUACGCGCCCGUGCUGCACGCGUCGGCUCUCACCGGCGCCGGCGUCGACGAGGCCCUCGACACGGCGGCGAGUGCGCUCGCGUGGCGGCGCACCAAGGUGCCGAAGCGGCGGCUCAACGAGCUCUUCGCGAGGGCGCAGCUGCUGCGGCCUCUCCCCGUCGUGCGCGGCGCCCGCCUCAAGAUGCAGUACGCGACCCAGCACGCGACGGAGAGCCCGACCUUCGUCUUCCGCAUGAACCGGCAGGCCGAGAUGCACCCCUCCGUGGUGCGCUGGGUCGAGCGCACUCUUCGCUCCCACUGGCCCUUCGACGCGACGCCGCUGCGGCUCGUCUUCAAGGCGGACCCGCCGCGCCGGCGCCGGCGCAACGCCCUCGCGCGCGCGGAGGGCGCGAGCUCACGCUUCGUCAAGAUGCCCAAGAAGAAGUGGCGCGAGCUGCAAAAGCCGUUCUGGCAGCGCGAGAAGUUUGUGGCGCAGGUGCGGGAGCGAAACAGAGAGCGCCGGCGCGCCUCGCAAGAGGCGAGGAGGGCGGCCGCGGCCGCGGGUGGGCUGCCCACCUCAGGACGGAUCGGCUCCGCGCUCGCGGCGCGGCAUGUGCGCGGGGAGGGGCAUGGCCAGGGGUGAGGGGGGAGAGCGGGCUAAACUUUAGCGCCUAGAAAGCCGUAAAGACG
Molecule: messenger RNA, 1739 nt
Organism: Emiliania huxleyi CCMP1516
Lineage: Eukaryota; Haptophyta; Isochrysidales; Noelaerhabdaceae
Exons: 7
Coding region: 1-1692 (563 amino acids)
Biological process (GO): ribosomal large subunit assembly
Molecular function (GO): ribosome binding; GTP binding; ATP hydrolysis activity
Source: RefSeq, a predicted model, not a curated record